AUGUCCUACACCUUCUCCAUCCUCUCCCCGCUCGACGUCCCCCUCUUCACCCACGACUUCGGCACCUCCCGCUCAGGAGGCGACGGCGUCGCACGCUUCACGCCCUCCGAACGUGCACUAGUCCCCUUCAUCCUUCACUCCGCGCUCGACAUCGUCGAAGAAGUGCAAUGGGGUCCCUCGACAUCCUCAGGCAGCGCCCCAAUGUACCUCAAGCACAUCGACAAGUACCAGAACUGCUACAUUUCGUGCUGGAUCACAGGAGCAAACACACGGUUCCUGCUACUCACGCGGCCGCGCGAUGAGAGUCUGGGGUUGACGGGGAGCGGAGGUGGUGCGAGAGGGAGUCUCGCGGGCGGCAGGGCGGCGCUGGGUGGUGGGCAAGGACUGUACAAUCCGACGAGUCCGGCAACGGAAGAGGCUGUCAAGAACUUCUUUGUCGAUGUGUACGAGGCGUGGAUGAAGACUAUCAUGAGCCCGUUUUUCCAUGUGGGCAAUGGAGAUGUGGUCAAGAGCCCGGUGUUCAGGCAGAAAGUUGUGGCGGCUGCAAAGAAGUACCUAUGA
Molecule: messenger RNA, 561 nt
Organism: Didymella exigua CBS 183.55
Lineage: Eukaryota; Fungi; Ascomycota; Dothideomycetes; Pleosporales; Didymellaceae
Product: Sedlin
Exons: 1
Coding region: 1-561 (186 amino acids)
Biological process (GO): endoplasmic reticulum to Golgi vesicle-mediated transport
Cellular component (GO): cytoplasm; nucleus; TRAPP complex
Source: RefSeq, a predicted model, not a curated record